Molecule: messenger RNA, 2247 nt
Organism: Pleurotus ostreatus (oyster mushroom)
Lineage: Eukaryota; Fungi; Basidiomycota; Agaricomycetes; Agaricales; Pleurotaceae
Exons: 12
Coding region: 1-2247 (748 amino acids)
Biological process (GO): chromatin remodeling
Cellular component (GO): RSC-type complex
Molecular function (GO): protein binding; chromatin binding
Source: RefSeq, a predicted model, not a curated record
AUGCCUAUUACAUCGGCCCAAAAGGCUGCCAUCGAAGAGGUGAUCACUCGGAUCACCUCAAUGCACUCAUCUGAGAGGAGAAAGUACCAACUCGCUGGAAUGUUCUUGGAAUUGGUGGACAGGAAGGAUUGGAGUGAAUACUACGAGAUUAUUCCUGAGCCUCGAUGCUUGAAUCAUAUCCGCUCGGGCGUGGAGAAGAACCGAUACAAGGAUGCGUUGGACGUUUACACGGAUCUGUCGCUUGUCUUCUGGAACGCGCUCUUCUACAAUGAACCGGAUAGCACUAUCGCCAAAGAUGCUGCAACCUUGAAGGCUACGCUGGAGUCCGAGUGGAAGAAACGGCCUGUACUGCCCUUGCCCCGCUCAUUUUCUCCACCUCCCUCGUCCGCGCAAAAGGUCCACAAAAUGGCGGUAGACUCACCCCCUUCGAAUCCAGCGCCACCAGCGCCAACUCGAGCGGAGGCAACUCGGAAAGCAGUAGCUUCAGAGACCCACAAAUCACCCCCUGCACCACCUACUCCCGCUGCAAUCGAAGGUUUAGACUCAUCGGAGAUGGAAGUUGACGUCGAAGGGAUGCAGGACGACAUGGACGUACAAGGUGGUGACUCCGAGGCUGGUCCAGAUACCGGUCGGAAUCCGGGCGAUGAUGAGAUUAUACGCCAGCUAGAGAAAGGGCUACCAAAAUGGCCUGGAGCCUCCGACAAAGGGUGGAUGCAUGAAGACAGGUACUCCGAGGUUGUACACGCUAUCAAGACCUACAAAGAUGUCAUUGGUAAUCGACUUGCUCUUGCACUGGAGAAUAUACCCGACGAUGCUGCCGUGGAAAAUCUAUCUUACACGGCACCUCUUUCCUUAAAGUUGAUUGAGUCGCGUGCUCGUCACAAGAACUAUGCUUCUUCAAAGGAGUUUGAUAUGGACAUGACCAAGCUUUUUGAAAAGGCGCGAAGAUGGCAUGAGCCCACCUCAGAACCUUAUGGGCGUACCCUCCUACUUCAGCGUCUCUAUCACGCCUUAACGUCUGCAAAACCGCCGCCUGGACCGCCCUAUUCUUCCACGAGUAACUUUGCCUUUAUGGCAGCUGGUCCGAGUUCUUCGAAGUCUGGCGGCGAGGGGGCCAACUUUUCGUCGCUCCGCAUGCUCGCUAAAGCCAAGACUGCUGUUGACGAACUCCAUUACAAAGGAUGGUCCGUCAAGCUAGGGGACUGGGUUCAUAUCAGCAAUCCAGAUGACCCGGCCCGUCCCAUCCCCGGACAAGUAUUCAAGUGCUGGACUUCUACAGACCCAGCCCGACUCGGCGAGCCAGGCAUAACUGUCGCGUGGUAUUUCCGCCCUGAACAAACUUUCCACCCAGCUAGUCGCACGUUCUUUGAGAACGAAGUGUUCAAAAGCAGCCAUUUUGGAGACCAUCCUUUGGAAGAUAUCAUUGAAAGAAUUGGUGUACAGUUUACAGCUCGUCAUAUCCGCGGCCGACCCCGCUCUCCUCACUGGUAUCCGGGUUGGCCAUUAUACGUCUGCGACUCUCGCUAUCAUGAUCAAGAACGAACAUUCGUAAGGAUCAAGAAUUGGAACUCGUGCAUCCCGGAGAUCCUACGGAAGAAUGCAGAUUACAUGCCUAUUUAUGAACUCGAGCGUGUAGUGUAUCCACCUCGGAUAUCGAGCCCCUUCGUGGUUAAAAGCGGCAAAGGUGCCGUGAAAGGCCCUGGUGGGAUUAUUGACGGUAACAACACGGUAGAGGCUGAUGUCUCGACGCUCGGCCGGAAAAGGACAAGGAGAGGAGGUCAAGAGAUAGGAACACCAACUCAACGCGCUUCGCCCGCACUUCCUGCGUAUGACCCCGCCACUGGUCCCUCAUCCUCGGUGGUUCCUGGAUAUGAGUAUCAGACAUCACAGCUUUCCCACCAUUUAAUCCCAGUCGUCAAGCGGCCUGACCGUACUAUCACGUCGGCGAUUGGAUCCAUUGCGGGCCAUCAGGUGCAAAGCGAAGAACUUCCUCCUGAAACAGCGCGCUACUUCGAUCGUGACCCCGAGACGAAUGAAGUGCUGUGGUUUGCUGCUCCGCCACUAGACAUAGCAAUACCGCCCGCACCGAAGCAUAGUAUGGAAUAUCUGCAUUUCCUGGCUAAGCGAAAGAAGGCACUAGCCGAUGAGAACUCGGCAACCCCUUCAAAGGCGAAGCGCACCAAGACUGUCCCACCGACGGUGACUGAGACUAUGCGGGAGGUCUAUAUGGAUGUUAUGCAUUCGUAG